GAUAAACAGAUCUGUUCACACCAAGUAGCAGGGCUGCCUGCGUCAAUAAAAGGCGGUAGCAGAGUCAGUGAGCUGACAUUUGGCACUUGGAGGAUUAUCGUUGCAAAAGUCGCUUCACGUUAAGCUAAGUAAAAUGCCAGGAUUUUUUUUUCCCCACAACAACAUGACUGAAUUAAAUGGAAAAGACGACUGCAAGCUUGCAGAAGGCAAAAUCCAUAAGAAGAAGCAAAAGGCUUUUGGCGCAGAUCUCAAAAAUUAUUUGAAGUGCAUGGUACCACAUAUUGAAUCUGGGAUCAAGACUUCUAACUCCAGAAGCGUCAUGCUUUCUGCAGAGGAAGUAAUACAGUGGUCUCAGUCUUUGGAAAAGCUCUUGGCCAGCCAAAGUGGUCAGGGUGUCUUUCGAGAGUUCCUGAAGUCAGAGUUCAGCGAGGAAAACAUCGAAUUCUGGUUGGCUUGUGAGGAUUACAAGAAAACCAAGUCUGAUCACUUACAUAGCAAAGCAGAGAGGAUUUAUGAGGAGUUUGUUCAGGCAGAUGCUAUUAAACAGAUCAAUAUUGACUAUCAGAUGAGGGAAGCAACAGCCAAAAAGGCUCGAGACCCAACUCACACAAGUUUUGAUGAAGCCCAGAAAACCGUGUACAUCCUCAUGGAGAGGGAUUCAUACCCCAGAUUUUUGAAAUCCAAAGCCUACCUGAACCUUUUGAACCAGUUGCAAACCAACACUUCAAAAUGAAGUGUUUGAGGCAGCGAAGAGCCAAGUAGACUGUGUCAAAUAUCCUGUGGAGAGAUUCUUCAGGGUGGUUGGAUCUCAGCAAGGAGAACCCUCAACUUGGGAGGAAGGGUACGAGGGAAAUGCAAACAGCUCCACAGCCAAGAGAAUGCAGGAUAAAAGCUGUCAAGACUGUUACAAGGGUGAGAGCAGCACUGGGAGAAAAUCCUCUCCUCCUAUACACCAUGGAGUCAAGACAGGAUAUGGAUACUAUUUAUUGCUUG
Molecule: messenger RNA, 993 nt
Organism: Tauraco erythrolophus (red-crested turaco)
Lineage: Eukaryota; Metazoa; Chordata; Aves; Musophagiformes; Musophagidae
Product: regulator of G protein signaling 1
Source: RefSeq, a predicted model, not a curated record